AUGUCCUCCCGACCACAGUCACGCGCAGCGUUCCAAAUCGCCAUCGCCUGCGCCCUGAGGCUGGAGUAUGACGCGGCGACCCUCCUCUUCGACGCCUUCCACGACGAGGAUGGCGACCCCUACGGCCGCGCGCCCGGCGACUACAACCGCUACACGACCGGCCGCAUCGGGAGCCUGGACGUGGUCCUCGCGCUGGCCUCGGGUAUGGGCGGGCGCGCCAUGGCGGACCUGGCCGCCGGCCUGCGCGCCAGCUAUACGGGCCUGCACCUGGUCGUACUGACGGGCAUUUGCGCCGGGAUCCCCGCCGACGGCAGGGAAAUGCUGCUCGGCGACGUCGUGAUCAGCAGGACGCUGGUGCAGUACGACUUUGGCCGGCGGCGGCCGUUCGAGUUCGAAACCAAGGAGUCCAUCGCCCACGGCCCGCACGCUUCCAUCCGCGCCAUGGUCGAAGCCUAUACGACAGACCACGAGAGGGAUAAGCUGCUCAACCGCGCGCUCGUGCUCCUGACCGAACUGCAGGCCAAAGGCGCCAAACGGCGCCGGCCGGUCGAUUACUCGCGUCCGCCGGCGGCCACCGACGUGCUCUUCGACGCGGCGUACCUGCACCGGCACGCGGCGGGCUGCGACGGUUGUUCAGAGACUCAGAUAUGCAACGUGGCGGCGGCGGCAUCGUGCGAGGAGCUCGGCUGCGACAGCACGCGAGCAAUCGUACGCCCACGCCUGGCCGCCCCGGACGUUGACAUGUUUGUCGGGCGGAUCGGCUGCGGCGACAAGGUGAUGCGGUCCGGCAAACACAGGGACCGCUUGGCGGCGGAUUACGGGGUCAUUGCGCUGGAGAUGGAGGGCGUGGGGGCGUGGGACAGCCUGCCGUGCGUGGUGGUCAAGAGCGUGUGCGACUACGCCGACAGCCACAAGAACAAACGCUGGCAGCUGUAUGCGGCUGCCACGGCGGCGGCGACCACCAAAGCGAUGCUGGCGGGGUGGGUGCGUGUCGACAGUGUAAUUAUUGGGGAUGCCGGGAAGGGUCACAAUGGGGUUGACGGUAAAAGUGAGGGUGAGGUGCAUAAUCGAGGUGCUGGAAGUGUGAGCGUCGGGUCGAUUACCGCGAGAAAUGUGCUCAACGGUGGGACGUACAGCGGUGAUAAUCAGACUUUUACAUUUAACUAGCUAGCCUUUUACGGAAUUUAAAGGGAUAAAUCAUGUAGAAUAAAUAUUUGAGACGUGAAAUAAACGACAUGACCGUGGAG
Pyricularia grisea is the source of this 1247-nucleotide messenger RNA. RefSeq lists its product as uncharacterized. Lineage: Eukaryota; Fungi; Ascomycota; Sordariomycetes; Magnaporthales; Pyriculariaceae. The record is from RefSeq and is a predicted model, not a curated record. Gene Ontology annotation, molecular function: catalytic activity. Gene Ontology annotation, biological process: nucleoside metabolic process. The transcript has a single exon. The coding region runs from base 1 to 1167 and encodes 388 amino acids.